GUGGGGGCAGCGAUCAUGAUGAGCGGUGUGGUGCCUUCCUCCCUCCAUGUCCUCCUUCGCGCCGAGCGCGCCCUCCGCGACCGCGACGUCGGCGAGGUCCACAUCCCGCUGUCCGAGCUCCUCUCCGGCGCCCCCGACGGCCCCGUCCCCGCCAAGUUCGUCGCCUACCAGGUGCGCAAGAUCUCCUCCGGCAAGCCCCAGGGAGUCCUCAACCUCUCGUACAAGCUCGGCGAGGUCGCCAACGGCUACGCCCCCGCCCCGCCGCCCAGUCCGCCUACGCCCAGCCUCCACCGACCGCCGCGUACCCGCCUCCUUCAGGCAAGGCUGAUGCCUACCCGCCUCCCGCCGCGUACCCGCCUCCUUCAGGCAAGGCCGACGCGUACGCCCCCCUGCCACCGCAUACCCGCCGGCAGCCAAGGCCGACGCGUACCCACCUCCAUACGGCGCCUACCCGCCCGCCGGCGGCAAGGCCGACGCUGCUUACCCGCCCUCAUCCGGCUACCCACCCGCGGCAGGCAAGCCAGGCAAGGGGGGCGAACCGGUGACGGCUUACCCUUCGGCCGGUCCCAGCACGGCGGCGCCCUACGCUAGGUUCUUCAGAAGCAU
Zea mays is the source of this 606-nucleotide messenger RNA. RefSeq lists its product as uncharacterized. The coding region runs from base 16 to 591 and encodes 191 amino acids. The transcript has a single exon. The record is from RefSeq and is a predicted model, not a curated record. Lineage: Eukaryota; Viridiplantae; Streptophyta; Magnoliopsida; Poales; Poaceae.